Messenger RNA from Eupeodes corollae, 717 nucleotides. RefSeq names its product protein transport protein Sec61 subunit beta (gene Sec61beta). Gene Ontology annotation, biological process: intracellular protein transport. NCBI's taxonomy places the organism in Eukaryota, Metazoa, Arthropoda, Insecta, Diptera, Syrphidae. Gene Ontology annotation, cellular component: Sec61 translocon complex. Bases 159 to 452 code for a protein of 97 amino acids. The record is from RefSeq and is a predicted model, not a curated record. The transcript has 3 exons.
AACGUUCUACACAAACUUCACUUCAGCUCGUCUACGUGGACGAACUGUCACUUUUAUUUUAUUCCUCAAAGUGGUCGUGUGUGGUUAAAGAUUCUUUCAAAAGAAAACUUAAAAUUAAUUAAAAAACUUUUGUUUUUCAAUUAAAAUAACCCGAUAAAAUGCCUGCUCCUGCUAGUUCAACUGCCGUUGGCACUGGAAGCCGCUCCCCAAGCAAACUGUCUGCCCCAAGAAGCAGCGGUGCUGGUGGAAGCAACGUUAAACAAAGGAAGACUACAACCACCGCUGCAAGAAGUCGCACCACAGGUGGAGCCGGAUCAGGUGGUAUGUGGCGAUUCUAUACCGAUGAUUCUCCCGGUAUCAAGGUUGGACCAGUUCCAGUUCUUGUAAUGUCGCUGCUCUUCAUCGCUUCAGUGUUCAUGCUCCACAUUUGGGGAAAAUACAAUCGUUCUUAGUUCCAUGAUUAGAUGACGUCGACAGAUUUCUUUUUCUUAUUUUCAUUCAAUUUUUCUUUCGUUUUAAGUCAUAGUUUGUUUAGAAUUUUCUACUUUUACCCAAAAUGCUGGGUUAAAUAAAAAUAGGUAAACAUAAAUUUUGUGUUGUAAAAGAUUGAAACUAAGAAAAAUUAUAAUUCAUUCCACAAUUUGUAUGUGGCGGCUAAGUAGACCUAUAUAAACUAAAGUUAAUAAUAAUAAAUUACAUUUUUUUGUAAAAAAUAAA